Molecule: messenger RNA, 864 nt
Organism: Monoraphidium neglectum
Lineage: Eukaryota; Viridiplantae; Chlorophyta; Chlorophyceae; Sphaeropleales; Selenastraceae
Exons: 5
Coding region: 1-864 (287 amino acids)
Biological process (GO): rRNA 5'-end processing
Source: RefSeq, a predicted model, not a curated record
AUGCCGCCUCGACUUCAGCUGCGUCGCUGCGAGCAGCAGCUGCAGGCGCCUCGACCCAGCAGCAGCGCCAGUGCGGCGGCCCCCGCUGCCGCAGCAGCAGGACCAGCGGCAGGCGCACCACGGCCGCGCGUGCCGAUCCCCCAGCGCGCGCUGGGCGUCGAUUAUGGAACGGUCUGGACCGGCCUCGCCACCGGCGAACUCGGCCGCGGCGCGCCGCUGCGCGUGGCGCGCGGCGAGCGCAACAACGCGGCGGCCCUGUGCCGCGAGGUGAUCGCGGACGCGCUCGCGCACGGCGCAGGCGGCAUCGUCGUCGGCAUCCCCCUGCGGCCGGGGCAGCACGCGGGCGACCCCUCCAGCGACUCGCCUCACGCGUCCCGGUGCCGCAGCUUUGCCGAGACGCUCUCCAUCAUGGCGGGCGCCAGCGGCAUCGACGUGUUCCUUUACAACGAGGCGCGCACCUCAGCGGCGGCUAUGGUGCAGGUCAACAUCUCCGCGACAGACCGGCUCGGCAACGUGGGGCGGCAACGCAAGAACGAGAAACAGGUUGACGCGUGGUCUGCCGCGAUGCUGCUGACUCGGUUCUUCCAAAACCCCGGCUCGGCGGUGCGCGUGAAGCUGCGCUCCAUCGAGCGGCGCGCACCGGCCGCACAGCAGCAGCAGCAACGGCAUCAGCAGCGGCCCCAGCGGCAGCCCCAGCAGCAGCGGAGGCCCCGGCAGCAGCAUCAGCCCGAGGCCGGUGCGGGAAUGGAGGGUGCUGCGGCGGCCCCGAGCGGCGACGAGGACCCCGGCGGCAGCAGCAGCAGCAGCAGCGAUGCGGCUGUGGGGCCAAGCCUCCCGGCUGCCGAGGAGGGGGCCAAAGGGUGA